Pimephales promelas (fathead minnow) is the source of this 963-nucleotide messenger RNA. The record is from RefSeq and is a predicted model, not a curated record. Lineage: Eukaryota; Metazoa; Chordata; Actinopteri; Cypriniformes; Leuciscidae.
GUUGGCAUGUCGAUCUGCUGCCACUGGAGUGAAGAGUAUCUGGAGAUGAGCGCAGACGAACAUGACAUGCCGAUCACCAUGGAAACUGCAACCAUAGCGCAACAGGAAGCCAGUGCAACUCAGAAAAUAACAAGUGAGAUACAGUCAGAUUCUGACUCACUCACACAGGUGAACGAAGGUGUAGCUGUGGUGUCAUUACCUAAUGGACAGCCACUACAAGUGCAGGGAGUCAUUCAGUCAACACAGCCCUCUGUUAUACAGUCACCUCAGAUACAAACUGUGCAGGUAGCUUCUGAUACUGCCGGUCCGGGUACAACUCCAUCAGAUUCUCAGAAGAGGAGGGAGAUUCUGUCCAGACGCCCGUCAUAUAGGAAAAUUCUUAAUGAGUUGUCAUCAGAUGUACCUGCUGUGCCAAAGAUCGAGGAAGAGGAGAGAGUUGAGGAAGAAGCCCCGCCCACCUCUAGUGUUGCUACGGUGACGGCACCAUCUUCAGUCUACCAGACCAGCUCUGGGCAAUACAUAGCAUUCACUCAGGGUGGAGCGAUACAGCUGACCGGCCCUGGAGGAGAGGCCUUGCAAGGGGUUCAGGCUCUGACUCUUCCCAGCCCUGCCACACCCCAGCCCGGGGCCACUAUCCUGCAGUACGGCUCCCAGCCUGGAGACCCUGGCCAACAGCUACUGCUAAGUGCUGGACAGGUGCUCGUUCAGAAAAAGCAUAAGGACGCGUCAGCUGCCAGCAACCCGCCAUGUAAACAAAAAGUCAAAGUACAUGAUAUUGCACCCUGUGUAGUUGAAGUGUCCGGACUGCCAAUCCCUUCCCCCGCUCACUUACUCCGUCUCUACACCGCCAUAUUUGCAGCCCUCACACGGCGCAACUAUGUUUCCAAAGCACAAUCAGAUGAUACACUGAAACAGCAGCUUACCUUAGCGAUCGCUCUCCUGUACCGCAUCGCGGCCUGCUGA